AUUGCGAGUUUAUUAACCUUCACAAAUUGAAUCUUGUCUGAUUCUGCAGUUCCUUUGUUUAACUGCUCCUAGUUUUUUGAGGGAGCAGCUGUGACUAGGGUUCCUGAAAUGGCUUCUACGGAUCGGAAGCAAGGUAGUGGAUUUUUGGCGUCUAUCGCUGCCAGUCUGACGAAUUUCGGUUCCGCCAUGACCAAAUCAGUCAACGGGUUACUGGGUCAUGAAGGCCUGGAAGUUGUUAAUCCGGAAGGAGGCACUGAAGAUUCUGAAGAAGAAGCAAAAAGAGGCAGAUGGAGACAGGAGGAUCAGGAUGGUUAUUGGAAAAUGAUGCAAAAGUAUAUAGGCGCUGAUGUCACAUCAUUGGUGACACUUCCGGUACUUAUUUUUGAGCCAAUGUCCAUGCUGCAGAAAAUGGCGGAGCUUAUGGAAUACUCCUAUCUGUUAGAUCUGGCAGAUGAAUGUGAGGAUCCCUACAUGCGAUUGGUGUAUGCAACAUCAUGGUUUAUUUCUGUCUAUUAUGCAAUCCAAAGAACCUGGAAGCCAUUUAAUCCAAUCCUUGGUGAGACUUACGAAAUGGUUAAUCACGGCGGCAUUACAUUUAUAGCAGAACAGGUUAGUCAUCACCCUCCAAUAAGUGCUGGGCAUGCUGAGAAUGAACAUUUCAUUUAUGACAUAACUUCGAAGGUGAAAACCAAAUUUUUAGGGAACUCACUUGACAUCUAUCCUCUUGGAAGGACACGAGUAACACUCAAAAGAGAUGGUGUAGUCCUAGGUUUGGUACCUCCUCCAACAAAAGUCAACAACUUAAUCUUUGGGCGAACUUGGGUUGACUCACCAGGGGAGAUGAUCUUGACGAAUUUUACCACUGGAGACAAAGUUGUGCUGUAUUUUCAACCAUGUGGCUGGUUUGGAGCUGGUCGCUACGAAGUGGAUGGAUAUGUAUAUAAUGCUGCUGAGGAACCCAAGAUUCUGAUGACUGGAAAGUGGAAUGAGUCAAUGAGUUAUCAACCCUGUGACCUGGAAGGGGAGCCGCUUCCUGGCACUGAACUGAAAGAGGCUUGGAGAGUUGCUGAUGCUCCGGAAAAUGACAAAUUCCAGUAUACACAUUUUGCACACAAGUUAAACAGCUUUGACACUGCUCCCAAUAAGGUAUUGAAAUCAGAUUCUCGUCUGCGUCCUGAUAGAUAUGCACUCGAGAAGGGUGACCUAUCACAAGCUGGUUUUGAAAAGAGCAGACUGGAGGAGAGGCAAAGGAGUGAAAAGAGAAACAGAGAGGCUAAUGGGCAUGAGUUCACUCCAAGAUGGUUUGACCUUACCAGUGAAAUCAGUCCUACACCUUGGGGUGACUUGGAAGUAUACAGUUUCAAUGGCAAAUACGCUGAACACCGGGCUGCUGCUGUUGAUAGCGUCCAUGAGACUGACAUUACAUCAACAGAGUUCAACCCCUGGCAGUACCAAAAUUUGGCCAAUCAAUGAAUGAUAUAUUUUAUUAUAUGUAUUCUUCCCCUUGUGUGUUUAGCGGCUGCUAAUAUUGUCGCUGAAAUUUCAAAAUUUUA
This is a messenger RNA of Juglans microcarpa x Juglans regia, 1553 nucleotides long. Its product is annotated as oxysterol-binding protein-related protein 3A-like. The record is from RefSeq and is a predicted model, not a curated record. Lineage: Eukaryota; Viridiplantae; Streptophyta; Magnoliopsida; Fagales; Juglandaceae. Gene Ontology annotation, molecular function: sterol binding. The transcript is spliced from 10 exons. Gene Ontology annotation, cellular component: cytosol; intracellular membrane-bounded organelle; membrane. Bases 109 to 1473 code for a protein of 454 amino acids.